Messenger RNA from Gekko japonicus, 5001 nucleotides. RefSeq names its product HIG1 hypoxia inducible domain family member 2A (gene HIGD2A). Gene Ontology annotation, cellular component: mitochondrion. NCBI's taxonomy places the organism in Eukaryota, Metazoa, Chordata, Lepidosauria, Squamata, Gekkonidae. Gene Ontology annotation, biological process: mitochondrial respirasome assembly. The record is from RefSeq and is a predicted model, not a curated record. Bases 82 to 393 code for a protein of 103 amino acids. The transcript is spliced from 2 exons.
UGUACGGUGGCUGAAGAAGGACAGUGUAGUGAGAGCGAAGCGCACAUUUUUCUUGCUGUGGCCUUUAGUGUAGGGUAUCCAAUGGCGCAGAGUGCUCCGCCACCCUUUGAUCCCAGCCAUCCGCCGGUCGUCGAAGGCUUUACGCCCAGCGCUUACCAAAGCCGCGAGGAGACAUUUAAAGAUAAAUUUCUACGCAAGAGCCGUGAGAAUCCCCUUGUGCCCAUAGGCUGCCUUGGCACAGCAGGAGUUUUGACCUAUGGACUCAUCUGUUUCAAGAGGGGCAACACUCGCCAGUCCCAAGUUAUGAUGCGGGCACGUGUUCUAGCCCAAGGCUUCACCAUUGCUGCCCUAAUGGUGGGGGUGGUUAUUACAGCAAUGAAACCACAGAAGUGAACCUACUGCCAGUAUCCAGUAAUAGCCUACUAUACAGCAUAGAAAUGGGUCUUUCUAUCCUGGAGAAGAGCACUUGUCAAAGCUUAGAGAGUGAUGUUUCAGUGAUAUUUUUAGAAUGACCAUCAUGUCCCAGUGUGUUUUCAAGUGUUUCUUAAAUACCAUUGAAUACAUUCAGAUGAUUCAACCUUGCCAUCUGUGUAUGAAAUAUUUUUUGAGUCCAUUGAUACAGCCUUGUUCUAAGGUCAUCUUUGCCAACAAGGCCAAUAUCUUAAGUCCCUGGUAUUAGUAAAGCUUAUCAGAAGAAGUGUCUUUACUGCCUUCUGGGCAGUGGAAUAGUUCAAAACACAGUGGAAAUACUUAAGUUUUACGCAGGGCCCUGGGGCAGGGAGUGGCCAGUAAUAAAAUUUGAAUAGUAGGGAACAGCUCCUCUGAUUAUGGUUGCUUUUUCUUAACUCAUGUUUAUGUCCAGUAGGGUAAUGGUGAAAAGGCAGUGUGAUCUAUAAAACCAUGUUCCCAUUUCAACUUGAACUACAACCAAAGUCUAAGUUUGCUUACUGUUCUCUUUGCCAGCUGUCAGUCUGUACAUGUUAAAAAGCACAUGCUGCUUUUUAAAUAUUAUUUUAUGGGGAACUUGUGCCAGCUUCUAGCCAGCUGCUAUCAGUUUCAAGAGUAUUCAGGCUGCUGGCUUGAAAGGGAAGGAUAGGGAAAAGAAGAUAAAACAUAUGCCUCGAGAAAACAGUAACAUGACUUGAACUGGUACAUGGUUUAUGUUCAGUCGUCUGUGAUUGACACACGGGGUGCUGCAAUGGACGUGUGAAAAGGACCUCUCAAAAUAGCUGUGCGGCUUAGAGUGCAGGGUGUAAGUGAAGACACAUGAAAUGGAGUGAUGGGAAAAAGUUUAUUUUCAAAGUGCUGUUUAAUAUACAACCAUUCCGUGUAUAAAGUACAGUUACGGCUGUCCGUAGGCAGAGUUGGAAUUGCUCUUCAGUGUACCUGAGUAGUAAUUGUUGCUUUAUAGAGCAAGCCAUGUUGCAUCCUCACCAGCCUCUGGGCAUCCAUAUACCAUUGUAUUAUUGCAGAGUUAGGGGGUAUGUUUGUUUUUGGUAAGAGAAACCUUGUUUACUAUCCAAUUGUAGGAUUUUAGAGCAAACCUUAGCUAUUUUCUGUGUCCAACAAUAAAGUGUGAGAUUGAGAAAAUGUGUGUGAGAGGAAGGGUUUGGUCUAUCUAGCAUUUUCCCCAUCCUUUCUAUUGACACAUACUUUGCUAGUCAAUGAGAAAAAGCAAACACCAUCAGAGUUGUUCAGAAUGGCACCCUGUACACCCAAGAUGUUGCAUCACUCUCAGCACUGGAGUCUAAUACUGUGUUGGGAGGACCCUACGUUUUUGUGUACAAACGUAAUUAUAACCCCAGGCAGGUAACAGCUAUGGAAAAAUCUGGGAAGAUAGCAAUUUGAAUUGAGCAAAUGAAGACUUUGUGGUAAAAGCUUUUUGAUGACCCCACUGUUAAAGCCCAUUACUGUGCAUUAGAGCAGUUUAGCUUUUGUUUUGCCAAGUUGUCACCCAGUAUAGUAGCAGUAGCAUGAUCAUUUGGCACAUCUGAACCUGACUUAAAGAAGGGUUGGAUUUAAUUGAGCUUGGCUUCCAUUUCAGCUGUUUCAUCCACUAUGGAUUUUUGUUGUUCUGUUGAAAACUACAAAUUGCAGCUAAAGCCUGUGCCAAGAGGACUGGUAUUUUGCAUGUUCAUUCAGAAGUCAGUUCUACUAAAGCCAUUGGUUCCUACAGCACCUGCUUAGAAAUCUGAGUUCAAUGGGACUUAUUCUCAAGUGUUGCAUAGGAAGUAUAGCCUGAGUUGUAUGUUAAUUACCCAGCAACUGCAUGAAUUGUAACCGGCAGGUUUAUGAAAUCAUUAACUAAGCCAAACUUUAUAAGGCCAAAGUGGAGACGCAAGAGGAAUAGCACUGUGCCUCUUGUCAUGUCAGAGACAUGAGUAACCUGCAUAUGGCUGGAAUACUUGUAGCCAAGUAGCAUGCACUGCCUGCCUGCUUUACCUUCUUUCCUCAUAAGGAGUGGCUUGUCUUGGCGUUACAGCUUGGAAGUUAGUUCACUGCAGUGUUCUACAGUCAGUUUAAACAAAGUAGAACUAGUUGGUAUUUUUAAAUAUUCGGUCCUACUUGCUGUGUCAUACUUACUGGUUUUAAGAGUUCCAGACAUUUCAGAAGACUGGCCUCCUUAACAUAAUAGAGAACUUCUUAUAUGCCAACCUUACCAAUAAAAUUUCAACUGGUUCUCAUUUUUCCAUCUACUGUUGUUUGUAAGAGAUGCUUAGCACCGUACAGCACCAGAUGUAAAAUACAGUAUUUGUUUAUGCACAAGUUCAGGUGAUGCUGAGCUUGUAUCAACAGUAAAAAAUUUACUGACAGUCAAUACAAAAGGCACCCCCCCCCCUUCAGUGGGAGAAAAGGGGGAAAGAAAAGGCAUUCUCAAGAACACUAAAUAUAGAUGUUACAUCCAGUUUGCAGUGAGCUCCUUAGCUAAGGCACAAAACAAUCCUUUCUAAUGAAUUGCUUGCCAGACGUAAUGCAAGUUACCCUGAGAUGAAUAGGUAUAUAUAUGCAGACAGGAGGUAAGCCACUUUUUAUGGAUUGGUAAGACAUACUUGUGUGCACAGUUCAAACUAAGAUGCUUGAACAACCUCUUCUUUCACACAGGGUGACUAGAGUGUGCUAAAGGAUAUUCUCUCACUCUUCCAGAGAGUGUUCAAAAAUUUAAAGUGAUGGUUCAGAUCUGUCAGUUCAUAUGAGAAGAAAACAUACACUAAAUAUUAAGUGUGCAUUAUUUUCUUCAAGAGAGAAGUGUGAUGGAGAAACUUGUUUAAAAAUGAAAUAACACUAUUCUCUCCCUUGUUGUUAAAUGUUGUUCUCAAAGGCUGCUGAGACACACAUUUUCUUUUGUGAGCUUCUCAUAUGGAGCUUUGCUAAGGAUGCACUUACAGGCACACCUUAUCUGAUCACAAACCCAUCUGAAUAGAACGCCUAGAACCAGGCUGUAGGUGUCUUAUAGAGCAUAUUCCAAAUGCCCAUUCUGAGGAAGGGAUUCAGACUGGCCAUAUUUCUAGCAGAAAUGUUUGCUAGGCCCAGAGCCCAAGAUCUGUGUUAAUUGUCCCCUGCAAUCCCCAAAUUACAACAGAUAAAAAUGUGGAAAUAAAGCAUUCCGCGACUCUUAGCUCUGUGGCUGGAGUAGGGGCAGUUUAUUGAUAACAGAUGAUUUAACAGAUCUUGAAGCUGGGGUGGGGGUGGGGAAACAGGACAGCCCUAGGCAAAGCUUCCCACCUCUCCUGAAUGCCACCUCUGCUCUUCCUGGCAUUUGUGACAGAGGAUCAAAGGGCAGUGAAUGUCAGGGGCAACAGGGUAACUCCAAGCAGGGCCUGUGUCUUGCUAUUCGCAAAGGCUGACGAAGAGAGAGCCUGAUUAACGUGGGCUGUGGCAACCAGUUGGAUCAUCAGUGCUUACAGAUAGCAGCCUGUCUUUCUUGUCUAGGCUGUGAACUGCUCUGUAGCAAACAGUAGGAGAGGCUGCAGCUGCCAGUGCGUCUUCUGUCCCCCACCUUACAGUGUGGCCCUUCUCUGCCUUCACUUCUGUGUGAUUUGUAUUAUCUACCCACCCCCACACCCCCCAGCUUUUUUUUUUUUUCUUUUUUUGCUUGUGUCGAGGGCUGACUUUCAAUAGAUCGCAGCGAGGGAGCUGCUCACACCCCAGCUUUUGAAGAAAUAAUAUCCAGAGAAAACAUACCCCUACACACACACAAAAAAACCCAUGGCAAUUUCAUGUUUUUUCUGCACUUUUGCCUCCUUUCUGCAGCCAGCUGAGAACAUAGUGCGACUGCCACAAAUGCCAAAUCUCAGUUCAGCAUACUUUAAACCAGUAGGAGCUAGGCCUGGGAUAUGAUGCACUGAGGACUUGCCCAUUGUUUAGAUCCUCAUAUGGCAAGUCUCCCCCCUAUAUUACCAGUGUUCAUUUUUAUGGAGUCUCCUUCUGAACCUCUGCAGCUCCUGAUUGCCAAGAAACACACAUUUUGUCAAUCACCUUCCCUACUAGAAUAUCCGCACUACUUUCUUUCAAGUGCCUCAGGGUGGGAAAGUGAUGUUGUAAAGUAACCACAUGAGGACUUUAGCAUGUUAUAAAUAGGAAAAAGACAAAAGGUCCAGAUCAGUCACUGUAAAAUCUUCAGGGGGUGACUUUAUCCCAUUCUUUUGCAGGGCGAGGCACUGGUAUGACUUAGCCCAGGGCUGGAAAAUUCAAACGUUAUCAGAGAAUAUGCUUGAAAUAGCUGGGCGACUGCCAGUCUUCCUAUGCGGAGCGUUUUCUCACAAAUACCUCCAUGUGGAGAUAUGAGUUGAUGCCACCACAUGAGGACCCUGUACUGAACAAUGUGCCUGUGAAUAAGUGAUCAGAAAAGCCAGCUCUAUGCAAAGUCAGCUUGGGUGGGGAAGUGAACUCCGUUAACGGAUGUUGAAUUUAUAGCUUGAUUUUAUGUGUCCUUCCUAGCACAAAUAUAUUAAAAUUAAGACUAAAUACUGCCAGUUCUGCUACCUCUAAUAGGCUGUAUUU